AUGAAGCCGGCUUUUACGUGGUCUUGUAGUGAUAGCUUGAUUGAAAUAUUUACCCAUCGUGGUGAAAGAUCACCAGAUCCAACCUGGCAAACACUAUCGCAUAAAGGAACUAUUGCCAGCAUUGAAUAUAGGAUACGGGUCCUCUGUGAUAAAAAUUAUUAUAAUAAAACUUGCAAAAAGUACUGUCGGCCCAGGAAUGAUUCUUUUGGGCACAAUACCUGUAAUGAAAAUGGGGACAAAAUUUGUUUGGAAGGCUGGACAGGGAAACAUUGUAUGAAAGCAAUAUGUCUUGCUGGUUGUCAUCCCACACAAGGAUCUUGUGAGGUACCAGGAGAAUGCAAUUGUACAGAUGGUUGGCAAGGACCACUUUGUGAUCAAUGCAGUCUUUAUCCAGGCUGUAUGCACGGCACCUGUAGAGAACCUUGGGAAUGUAACUGUGCUAGGAAUUGGGGGGGACUUCUCUGUAAUAAAGAUCUUAACUACUGCGGAACUUAUCAACCUUGUUUGAAUGGUGGCAUUUGCCAAAACACCAAACCUGAUGAAUAUUCUUGCACCUGUCCUAAAGGAUUUUCUGGAGGAAACUGUGAAAUAAUUGAUCGUGACUGUGAAACUAAUCCAUGUGAAAAUGGUGGCACAUGUGUAAUUGCAGCAAAUGGAGUGUCUUGUAUUUGUGCUCCUGGCUGGACUGGAUCUUUGUGUGAAACUGAUAUUGACGAGUGUGCAUCAAACCCAUGCAUGAAUAAUGGCUGGUGUGAAGAUCAAGUUAAUGGAUACAAAUGCCAUUGUCGUCCUGGCUGGCAAGGGGCUCAGUGCCAGCUAGAUGUCGAUGAAUGCAAAGACAGCACCUGUGUGAAUGCAAUCUACUGUCGGAAUCUUCAAGGUAGCUAUGAAUGUCAGUGCCAGGCAGGUUGGACUGGGAAAAACUGUGAUAUGAACAUCAUUGAUUGUGUUGGUCAGUGUCACAAUGGUGCUACAUGCGUUAACCUUGUGAAUGAUUACCGUUGUCAGUGCAGACCAGGCUUUACAGGGCGGCACUGUGAUGCAGCGAUAAAUGGGUGCCAUAGCCUACCUUGUCUAAAUGGAGGUGUAUGUCACGACCUUAACGAUGGCUUCAGGUGUGAGUGUCCCUCAGGCUAUGUUGGUUUGCAGUGUCAGAUUGCUAUCAAUUUGUGCCAACAAAACCCUUGCAGAUCUGGUUCUACAUGUUAUGAUAUGCGAGGAGAUUUCUACUGCCAUUGUCAGCCUGGUUUUGAAGGAAAAACUUGUGAAAAAAAGAAGAAAAUUUGUCCAAAUGGUUCUUGUGAAGGUUAGCUUCAAGUUUGUCCAUUUCUUCUACUUGCCAUUAUCUUCCAUUCAGGUCAUGGUUUCCCAUUUAAAAG
This is a messenger RNA of Octopus sinensis (East Asian common octopus), 1379 nucleotides long. Its product is annotated as protein jagged-2-like. The transcript has 10 exons. Gene Ontology annotation, cellular component: protein-containing complex; plasma membrane. Gene Ontology annotation, molecular function: calcium ion binding. The coding region runs from base 1 to 1311 and encodes 436 amino acids. The record is from RefSeq and is a predicted model, not a curated record. Lineage: Eukaryota; Metazoa; Mollusca; Cephalopoda; Octopoda; Octopodidae. Gene Ontology annotation, biological process: establishment or maintenance of epithelial cell apical/basal polarity; cell communication; heterophilic cell-cell adhesion.